Phyllopteryx taeniolatus (common seadragon) is the source of this 2556-nucleotide messenger RNA. It is a transcript of the gene riok1, whose product is annotated as RIO kinase 1 (yeast). Gene Ontology annotation, cellular component: cytosol; preribosome, small subunit precursor. Gene Ontology annotation, biological process: maturation of SSU-rRNA. Bases 932 to 2470 code for a protein of 512 amino acids. The record is from RefSeq and is a predicted model, not a curated record. The transcript is spliced from 17 exons. Gene Ontology annotation, molecular function: ATP binding; protein serine/threonine kinase activity. Lineage: Eukaryota; Metazoa; Chordata; Actinopteri; Syngnathiformes; Syngnathidae.
ACGUGUUCAGACCCGGAAGUCAAUCGAGCACGCGGCUACUGUGGUCCGAACGUCACGACUUCUCUAGACUGGACACAUACACCGUAUUGUGUAUCUUCAUAUUUAAUUUAUACUUAAGUGACUUUCAGUAGUAGGUCGACGUUACAUGACGUCAUGGCGCUGGUGGUCGACUGUGUACCUGGACAGUUUGAUGACGUCGAGGACGACAACAGGGUCAAGGGUCAAGGUCCUGGAGUGGCCUAGCCAGUCUCCAGAUCUCAACCCCAUAGAAAAUCUUCGGAGGGAGUUGAAAGUAUGUGUUGCCAGGCGACAGCCCCAAAACAUCACUGCUCUAGAGGAGAUCUGCAUGGAGGAAUGGGCCAAAAUACCAGCAACAGUGUGUGAAAACCUUGGGAAGACUUACACAAAACGUUUGACCUUUGUCAUUGCCAACAAAGGGUAUAUAAGAAAGUAUUGAGAUGAAUGUUUGUUAUUGACCAAAUACUUAUUUUUCACCAUCAUUUGCUAAUAGAUUCUUUAAAAAUCAGACAGUGUGAUUUUCUGGACUUCUCAUAAGGUGAGGAAUACCUAUGAUGGAAAUGACAGACCUCAUCUUGCACAAUUGGUGGCUGACUAGAUACUUUUUUGCCCCACUGUAAGUGAUAUUACUGCCACUCGGCAGCUGCUGAAAAUAACUAAGAACUUACUUGUAAUCUAAUUUUGUUACCUUUUGAAAUUAAGUCAUCAGUAACUCAAUUAAAUUACUUUUAACCAGUAAAGUAACAGUUACUUUUUCAAGGUAACUGUGGCAACACUAGCUCUCUAUUUCCAAGCAGCAAGAAAAUCGCGUUGUCGAAGUGGAAACGAAAAGCGUCGCGUUGUCGAAGUGGAACUGCUCUUAUGCCAUGUGGUCUGCUGCAGCCAAUCGCUAACGCGUAACGUCCCGCAUGACAUGAAGCAAGUCAGCCUACAACAGGUCACUAAUGAAGAUGAGGAAGAUGAGGAAGACUGCGAAGACGACGAUGACGACGAUGAGUGGUUGUGGUCUGCCUCAGGAGGCGACCUGACCAAACGCUACAACAGGAGUGCUAUCAGUCAGGCCAACAAACAGAAUUGGACCAAUCGCACGUUUGUGACCACGGACAGGUCGCUGAGGAGGUUUGAACACAAGCUCAACUUGGAUAAACUGAAUUUGGCCGAUUGCGUGAUCAACAAAGUGACAACGAUGCAGAAGCAGAAGGACGCCGACAAGUACCGAAUAAAGGACAAAUCGGAUCGGGCCACCGUGGAACAGGUUUUAGAUCCCCGAACCCGAAUGAUUCUCUUCAAGCUGUUGACUCGCGGAAUCAUCUCGGAAAUCAACGGCUGCAUCAGCACAGGGAAAGAGGCCAACGUUUACCACGCGAGUACGGCCAACGGAGAGAGCCGAGCCAUCAAAAUCUACAAGACUUCCAUCCUGCACUUCAAGGACCGAGACAAAUACGUCAGCGGCGAGUUCAGGUUCCGUCACGGGUACUGCAAAGGGAACCCCAGGAAGAUGGUGCGGACUUGGGCAGAGAAGGAGAUGAGGAACCUGAUCAGGUUGCAGACCGCCGGGAUCCCGAGUCCGGAACCGCUGCUGCUGCGGAGCCACGUUCUGCUCAUGGGCUUCAUUGGAAAAGACGACAUGCCCGCGCCGCUGCUGAAGAACGCGGUUCUGUCCGAGUCCAAGGCCCGCGAGCUCUACCUGCAGGUGGUCCACAACAUGAGGAAGAUGUUCCACCGAGCCAGACUGGUUCACGCCGACCUCAGCGAGUUCAACAUGCUAUAUCACUCUGGCGACGUCUACAUCAUCGACGUGUCGCAGUCUGUGGAACACGACCAUCCGCAUGCGCUCAACUUCCUCAGGAAAGACUGCAGCAACGUCAACGAGUUUUUCGUGAAGCGCGGCGUGGCGGUGAUGACUGUCCGGGAGCUUUUUGACUUCAUCACUGACCUGUCCAUCACCUGUUACAACAUGGAUCAGUACCUGGAGAAGAUGAUGGCCAUCGCGGCCGAGCGGACGUCGGCGCAGCGCUCGGAUCGAGACCGUGUGGAUGAGGAGGUGUUCAAGAAGGCGUACAUCCCACGAACGCUGACCGAGGUCAGCCGCUACGAACGAGACUUCGACGCGGUCAGGAAAAAGGAGGGGGAGGAGUCGGCCGCCGGCGGGCAUGACGACAAUGUGCUGUACCAGACGUUGACAGGCCUGAAGAAGGAUCUUUCCGGAGUUCAGAUGGUUCCGGCCCUGCUGGAGGACGACGGCAGUUUGUCCUCGCCGGAGGAAGAGGAGGAGGAGGAGGAGGAGGACGACGAGGCCGGUCAUACGCUGCCUGGCGACGACGACGCCGUGGACAAAAAGGAGAAGAAGAAGCUGGUGAAAGAAGCUCAGAGAGAAAAGAGGAAGACCAAAGUUCCAAAACACGUGAAGAAGAGGAAGGAGAAAGUGGCCAAGACCAAGAAGGGAAGAUGAAUGUCAUCAAGCUGCAGCCAAUCACAGCCUCCGUCCGUCUCUUAUGCCUUCAAAAGAUCCUCCAUUAAAUGCCUGUUUUCCCUUUC